CUGUUAAUUCAAUAUGGCUGACUGGGUAUUGUAUGAAAAAGUAAAACUCUUUCGAUUCCUUUGCUAAACAGCUGCUGAGUAGACUCAUAAUGGGAGGAAAAGAUAAACAGCGGACUAAAGGAAACGUUAAGGUAUGGUAAAUAGAGAUUGGCUCCCUCCCACGGUCGUUUUUAGGAUGAGAACCAUCAAUAACCUACUUCCUUAGCAUUGCUGGUCCGCACGUGACGUCACGGCGGGCAUGUUGGUAGUUAAGAACAAAAUCUUUUCUCUCCUCUGGGAACUAAACUCUAAUUCUAUUCUCUUGACCCCCUCCAUGGGGGCAUCAGAGUCACUAUUUUACCAUUUUUUGGGUACCGGAAUCACAUUUUUAUCCCAGUUAAAGAGGGAUAGGAAUUUGAUUUUUCCUUGUUUGGAAUCUGUCAGAGUAUUGAAUACAUUCCUAUUCGAGAGUGCAGCUGGAAUCUGGAUUGGCAUCCAUAUAUAGCCUGGGCACCAAAAAGGGGCCUGUCGCUACCACAGAGAAUCGUGCAGUGCUGUCAGCUCUCCCGGAUAAUCCGGGAGACUCCAGAUUGUGACCCAUAUCUCCCAGUCUCCAGAUUAGAGCCUAAAAUCUCCCGGAUAAUCACCAAAGUUUGACAUUUCCUGUGGACUUGACUCUCUGACAAUGACAUUUCAAAUAUUUUGCAUUGUUUGAGCUAUUUCAUUUUAUUUAGUUUUCUUUUUCUUUUUGUUUUGUUUUGUUUUUUUGAGCUAUUUUGUUAACAUUGAACGUUUCCUUAUAAAUUCCAGUAUGCCAUUGAAAUCUAAGCAAUAAUGUGAUUGGUGACAAGUUAACCAAUCAGGUCAAUUGUUACAAUUCCAACAACAUCUUUUUUGCAUGUUUUUGGAGAAAUGACAUCAUGUGCUGCGCAUUAUGACAUCAUCUACCAAUCCUCGAUAUUUGACAGUCCUGAUCGUGCCUUCCAGCCAUAAAGGGAUUUCGGAUGUAAAUGGUAUUUCCCAAAUGACAUUAUGUCCAUGAUUUAAUUUCUUUGAGUACAUUCAGAUUCACUCCGUAUUUAUAAACCUUCUUUAGCCUUCCAGCAGUGGUCGUGCUGCAGCACUGAUGUCCAAGGAUGGCACUGUGGGUUUUGUUGGUUUUGGAGGAUUGAUGGGAAGCCCAGGAUCAAGUAACCUUGGUUAUGUACCAAUGGCUGCUGGUGCUGUUGAAGAUGUUGACGCUACUGUUGAUUCAGAAUUUAGGAUGGUGAUGAGGAAGUUAAUGAAGAGAGACUCAGUUACAAAAUUGAAGGUACUGGCCAUGGUGCAAACCUAAAAAAUAGAUUUGAGCUAUUUGCUAAUCUUAAUAUUAUUAAAAACUGAAUCAUUGGAUAAUGCAAUUCGAUCUAUAGCUCUGAUUGGCUUUACAACCAUCAUGGUAUAUGAGGCAUUAUACCACGCUCUCCAGUUAUGGUAAUUGUAUGUGUCUGCUCAAAAUCAAAAACAAGCUGAAAGUCGGUUGUUUUUACAAAUAAAGUUGGGAACAAUUCUCGACAUUUUGUGAGCGUUUUUUUAAAACAAAAUUCCACUAGUCCUUGUUGGAUAUGAGAUGAUUAUAGCCAAUUCAGCGCUAUGUGCCUCACUGGCUAUCUACCAUCUCACUUGCACUCAUGGAAUAAUUGUCAAAUAAUAAAUAAAUUAUUUGUACACCAGGACCAAGUUGUUCAAAGCUGGGUUAAGAUAACCAAGGGCUAGUGUGAAAAUUUAAAAAGCAUUUCAGUUCUGAUUCUUUUUGGGUACAAGUUGAUGAUUGGAAGCUCUAAAAAUAACAGAGAAAGUUAUCCAAGAAAAUUGUUUUGAACACAAGAAAAAGAAACCAUAAAUUUAACCCCAGGUUAAGUGCUAAUCGGCCUUCGAACAACUGGGCCCAGGUAACAAAUAACAGGUCAGUGGCCUUAGCUGGUCAGAAACCACUUAUUUUUUCAAUUAAUUUUAUUUGUCCACAUUUUUGAAUGGGAUAGGAUCCUCUUGUACACCUUCAUUUAUCUUGUCAUUAAAAUCCUUACAGAUAUCGUACCUUGGCUAUGGUUAAAAUAUUUAACGGAAAAUCAUAAAUAUAAUUUUUUGUCAGAGGUAAUUUGAUUAACAGAAGUAUUUACUGUAAGUUAGUAAAUAUAAAAUUUAUCUAAGUAAAAAUGUAAAAUAAAAUAUAUCUGCAUAAAAAUUCAAAUGAAGUCAAAAAAUCACUAAUAUCUAGUGAUUCUUAGCUAAGUAAUGCAGUAGCUGAGGAAUUUGACUUGACUAUUUCUACAAGUAACCUAUUCCUUACCCUUAAGGUCCUUGGGAAGGAGGAAUAGAAAUAAAUGUUUCCCAUCACCUUAUCUUCCCUACAGCUGUAUCUUCUUCAGUUCUAAAUUCAGAUUGGGGUGUUAGAUACAUGAGGGUGUUUACAUCAAUAUUAGUUUGUCCACAACUCAUUUGCACAAAAGGGUAUGGGUACAUCUAAUCAUAGUUCUUCUGAAUUCCAACCUUUCCAUCCUAGACCCUGGAUGGCUGUCAGAAAUGCAUGACAGAAUUGUUUUGCGUAAAAGAACAAUAACACUGCACUUUAUUUGGUGCAAUUUACGCAGCAUGUAAUAUGAUAUCAUGAUAGCUGGCUGUUUACUUAAUACACUUGCAGAAUUACAGAACUAAAUUUACUAAUGGUAACUAUAAUAUGAGGCAUAAUAGAGUUUAUUUGGAGCAAUUUAUUCAGAUGUUUUAGGUACCGGUAAUCAAGACAUCACAUCCAUUGAGUUUCCUUGCUGUACCCUUCUUUACUACCCACACUCCAGAGCUACAUGUAUGCCUUCAACCAUUUUUUAAAGGCAUUUAAAUCAGCAAACUGGCUUAUCUUUCUCUGACUUUAUUAUCAUAGGCAGUGCAAGAGUUCACUGAUUUGUGCAAAAGUUCAACUGCUGAAGCUGUGGAAAGUGCUCUUCCAUUUUGGCCAAGACUUUUCAACAAAUUAGCCAUGGUAAGAUGUCAAAUUAAGUUGUGAUAAAACACUAUAGCCAUAUCUUUAUACCUAGUAAGCACUGAAAAUCCUAAUAAUCCUAAUCCUAAUAUCUUUGACGAGACUUCUUGAGUUGAUCUGAAAAACCCUGUUCAAAUUUCAUUGGUAGCUCACUGCUUUGAGAGGACUUCACCAUCAGGUUCACUCGAAAGAGUUUGUUAGUAAAUUGAUCAUGAACCGUUCCAAAUGUAUGCUGGCUAUCUUUUAUGGUACAUGUACGCCUGCAGGUCUACAGAUGAAGAGUGUGUGCAUUUAGUGUAAGAUUUUGCAUAUAAGAAAUGACAGAAUUUGUUCUUGUGAUUACUGAUGACACCAAAGACAUAUGGCUUUGCUCACCUCAGGCACACUUCUGCUUUAGUCCACUGGCCUAUUUUGCAUAAUAUUAUACUCUUACAGUGUACAUGUAUAUUUGUGCAUGCAGUGUAUACGCCAGAGGGCGAUUCGUGCCAGAACAAAAAAUCUGAGCCCAUUUUUAACCUUGGGCAUUGCUCUUGGAAGUUCAAGCAAUUUAUGAAUUAUGAAAGUUGUCAUGGACUAUGCCGUUGGAUGAAUAUCACCCCAUUACAUAUUGUCAGAAGCUUUGGAUAGUUUUUGACAGCUGUGCUGUAUAUAGUAUCCAUCUAUUACCUAUAACUCUGUGGCAAUGGAAGUUGACAGAUAUUUUGGUGUGAAUGGCCACUCAUAAUUUUUUUCAGGUGAUCUGUCUCACAGGUCAAUACAGGUGUACAUGUAUGUGUUAUCCCUAUUUAUUUGCAAAUUUGUUUCGAGGAAGUGGGGGUAUUUUUUUCAGUAAACAACAAUGUAAGCAAAAAGCCAUGCAAGUUCUCAGGGCUAGAAAAAAGUCCCCUCUGGUAGUCCAGGGCUUUCUUGUUUAACUCUUAAAACCCUAAGAUUAAAAUUUGAAUUCUCAUUAGUUGCCCCUAUUCAUUUCCUACAGAAGCUAAUGGGGAGAAGUUGAUAAUCGUGUGAUCAUAUCAGUAAUUCUCAUGACCACUCUGUUUUACAAAUCAUUGAUAUUACAAGGAGAAAUUUGAUGCUGAUCGCUCUUAGGGCUUAAAGGGUUUUAAUGGGCAAUGGUCCAGGCAAGUCAUCGGUCCUCUAAGAAAAUCAUUAACUUGCUAAGAAAAGCAUGAAGAGGCCCCAGGCAAGAAAAAUGUGAGAGCUGCUUACCCAAAGGAUUUUUCUAAACCUGAGCUCUGUCACAAAAUACGGUUUUAAAAUGUGAUCAUAUGAUUAUUACCAGUGCUUACUUUCGCUUUAUGCAUUGCAAAAGGUUUCUAGUGGUCCAAACAAAGACCUACAGCUGUACAAUGUACUCAAACACACAUUACCGUCAAGGCUUGGUUUGAAUAAUUAUUUUCCACACAGGAUAUUGAUCAUAGAGUCCGUGAAGCCACUCAGCAAGCAAUGGAACAGCUGGUCCUCAAAGUGGGUCGUAAUCUUGCCCCUCAUUUGCGUUAUGUGAUUGGUCCUUGGUUGUGUGCACAGUUUGAUACCUAUGCGGUUGUAGCAUCUUCAGGAAAAAGGUCUUUUCAGGCUGCAUUCUCGGAUGAAAAGCAAGCUGAAGUGAUCAUGUUCUGUAGAAAGGAGUUCUUUGAGGUUUGCUUUGAUGAUCUUUUUGUCUUCUGCUAUUAAAUUAUCACCUUUAAAACCUGCUUGCAAUCCAGAGUCUACAAGGUUCUCCCACUGAGCUCAAACAUUCUCUGUCUACUAUAUUUUAUUGCAAUAAUCGUAAUCCUCUAUAACAGUCAUUUACGUGUAUGACUGAUACAAAACUGCCAUGCUCGAGGGCAGGAGAUGCACUGGGAGAAGACAAAUAAGUAAAAUUACCAUUGUAUAAUUGUAAGCCUUUGCUUGUCUUGUCUCAAUGCGUCCCUUCUCUCCAGUGUGGCAGUUUCAUACCACUUGAACGACUUGCUGCAAAGGACCUAUUUGGCCUUUCUCUCCAUAAGUCUCUCCCCAUAGCUUAGUUGUCAGAGUACCCUCCUCCCCAUUAUUAUUUGGGAGACUCGAGCUUAAUUCUUAUUUUCCUUACCCUAUGAUAUGAUGAUAAUUACAUGGUCCUUAAUAUGGAACUUUGCUACAAUAAUGUUCUUGAUAUUUCAUCCACUGCUGCGUGGAUAUAAAUGUCUGUUAUGCUGUGAGUUUUAUCUUGACCAGGGGUGCCGAAUGAUGCCUGAUAUGUCCACAUAUUCUAGCCCUAAUCACUAAAACAUGUCCAGCGUAAUGACUUAUCAAAUAUUUGAAUAAAAGUAGUGACACUCAAUGUAUACAUGACGAUUUGUUUUUGACCCGUAAAGGAAACCUCUUCCCUUUGCCACUAUGUAUUUACACAAGGCUCUCGGCUGGGAUUCUUAAUAAGCUGAUCCUUUUUUGCUUACAGUACUUGCAGGAUAACAUACUGACACAAACACCUGCAACCCUCUCUGAUCCAAAGUAA
Porites lobata is the source of this 5474-nucleotide messenger RNA. NCBI's taxonomy places the organism in Eukaryota, Metazoa, Cnidaria, Anthozoa, Scleractinia, Poritidae. The record is from the annotation of a GenBank genome assembly.